AAAUAAUAAUAAUUCUCAUUUCUAGGAUAAUGGCAUCUCCAAUAAUUAUUGAAGGUAAUGAGAAAUCGUCAUCUUUACAAUGGUUACUGUCUAGCGUAAUAACAAUAGCAGAUGCUGAAAUAGUAGAGUGUCUCUUCAAUGACAAGACAGAGAGUAAAGAUAAUGUUUCUUCUCAGCCACAAUAUAGUGAAAUCCUUUGUUUUUCUGUCAAUUCUCUAAGAUCUGCUGGUAGUAACGUGCCAAAUUGGAAUGAGCCAAGUAUAAGGAUAAAAUAUCACGGAACCGAAAGGACUUCACAGAUGCGCAAUCUCAAACAGCCCAACAAUAGUAUUAACUUACAAUUAGGUCCAUUCUAUUCAGAAGUGGAUAUUUCAAUCCUGGAUCGCAUUCAUACGUUACUGAGGCUACAGUCGUUCUCUACAUUACACGAAAAGUAUGAUGCUAGUCCAAACGCACAAUCCUGGACUGAUAAAGAACAAACUACAACUGGAAAAACUGAUAUAGUAUUGAAUAGUCCUUUUAUUCUUCUAUGUUUCCGAUUUCCUAUUCCCGAUUUGCGGCCAUUACAUAAUAUGGAUCGUGCGCCAUGGUGGCAGCGUAAUCUACGAAAAGACUUGUUACUGUUGGAAUUGACGGGGGCCACUCUAACUUCUACUCUAGACAUUGACGAAACUAGUUACAAAUGUGAAAUACAAUGUCGUGAUGCACAUGGACUUUUCCAGUCUGGACUGGAUGAAACUCCUGUUUCUUUCCUCAGAACAUGUGCCGAUUCUAACAGUGAUGGUUGCACCAAAGACGAUGGAUUUGAUUGGCCAAGACUUGUUUUUAAAGCAAAUCCAAUCAGUCAGCACUCAGUUCUUGAAGCAGAAAUUUUGCCAGAAAAUGAUGAAUCGCUUCAAAUGAAUUCUAUUAUGUGCCAUAUGGAUUUAGGUGAAUCUUUACCAUUUGUUUCCCGGAGAGUAUUUUACGAAACUGAUUUACACAGUAACGUGAAUGGUAGGGAUAAACAGGAAAACAGUUCUAGUUGCGAAGCUGAUCAGGUUAUCAUGCCUGCUGAUAAGUAUCAAGUUCAAGAAUUUGUUGAGAAAGCAAUGAACAAUACAAGAUAUUCCUUAGAAUUUUUGCUUCCUAAUCUCAACAUAUUUCUUCCAAGCAAACAUUUUUAUGAAGAGCUGUAUAAUAGGUUAGCUACAGAUCUAGUAAUGUGGGAAUUGUCAGCUCCAAAAGCUGUGAAUCGCUCGGAGAACUUUAACGGGAGGGGUUCUUGUUCUGGAUUUGAUUUGGCUUCCCAGUUAACACAAGAAACUAGUUGUUUCCAAACCUUUUCUAUGUGCAAAUCAGCUCUACAAUAUGAAUCAAGUUCUGACUCAGAAGAAGGUAAUGGUCUUUACUAUUCAAUAAGUGAACCGUUUCAGAGAGGAAAGAAAAAACAUUUUAAAAGACAAGAUCAAAUUCAGAAUCUUCAAAGUAAUCUUGUCAUUACUGUCAAUGUUACUCAGGGAAAAACUACUCUUAUAGCACCACUUCGCGACAACAGUGCCAAUGUUGUUCCUGGACAAUAUGGUGAAUUUCAGUUACAUGUAGAAGAUUCCUUAUUUUGUUUUGUUUCAAAUUAUCAUGGAGAGCUUCAUAAUAAUUAUGUCUGCCUUCAGUCUAACAAAGCAACAUUUUAUCACAAUGGGAUGCUUUCAACUAUUAGACAACCCCAGAAAUUAGAACCUGCUGUCUUGAUUCCACCUACUCAUCUACAUGCAACCAUUUAUCAGUCUGAUCCAGGAAUUCCCCAGAAGCAAGGAUUUCAUGUCGGGAAGGGAGGAGACAGUUUAGAUAUGUUGUCUGUCGUAAUUAAGGUCAACUUAGAUGAACAAGCGAUAAAGACAUUUAAAGUUGCAGUUGGAAUUUCGGGUGCCACACUGAGACACUAUACUACUACAUCACCACAGAAUUGGUUAACGCAGUUUGUAGAUUUCUUUGAUAUAGUUGAUUAUCCCGUAAACGGUUACAUUCCUCCUGCCAUCAUAACUGAAUUACAUCUUCAUCUAUGGAGUUGUGCAAUAGAUUACAGGCCUCUUCAUUUACCACUGAGAGCCGUUAUUACCAUGGAGAAUUUUAGCAUAUCGAGUAAUAUUGCCGCUAAUACAACUACGUCUGUGUUUCGAAUUAUUGCUGAAGAAUUGUGUCUUCUCAUUUCAAACAAUACAGAAGCAGAGAAGGUUGAUUUAAAAAAAAAUUAUGUGUGCGUUGUUGAUACAGGCCUAUUUGAUUUAUCGCUUAGAAUGACAGACAAUAAAGAUUCUUCUCAUCCAAAAUUAGAUUUAAGAGCCAUGAACAAUAUGGUUCAUAUCAGAACGUGUGCCGAUUCCUGCCGUGCUCUUCAAAACUUGAUAACCUAUUUUGCUAAUGAUGGGGACUUAUUAUCAGAUACUUCGCUUCUGAAAGGAACAGAGGUACCUAUUUUAAUUACUGAAUCAGAUGGUCAUGGAAUAAUCAAUCUAUCAAAAUCUCAAGUUGCGCAGGUUAAUGACCUUAUGGCAGAAGCUAUGAAAGAAUCAUCUAAUGGAUGUAGCUGUUGUUUAAAUGAUAAUGGAAAUAAAGAAUUUCAUUCGGAAAUGGAUCAUUUUGGAACGGACUCGCCCACAAAUGAAUUCCACUCACCUAAUCUCUCACAGGAGAAUACAGUCACACUCCAGACAGAAAUUGACAGAUAUAAUGAAGACAUAAUGGCAAGUGAUGAUGAAACUAUGGAUGAACCAAGUGCAGAUGAUGAAUUUUGUAUUUUAGAGAAUGAUCCUGGAAUUGGAAUAACACCAAAAAGUGGAGAACCACAAGUUCGUGUUCUAACUACAGAACCACUCCGACUCAUUGAAAACCAUUUCUCUGUCCCACUCGGUAAGAUGGACGAACUAAGAUCACCAAAAAAUUUUCCUCCUCCAGUUUUGAGAUACAUAUUGAGAGAGAUGUCAAUUGUUUGGCAUAUGUAUGGUGGACAUGAUUUUGAUGUUCCUAAAGUGAAAAAUGAGAAAGGUAAAGAAAAGCAUGUAACACUUCAAGAUGACAAGCGAGACAGAUAUGAAUCCAGCACUGAAAGCAGAUUAUAUGGACCCGUUCUUCACUUACAACCUCAGGGAGUCUCUGUAGGAUUUACAAAGAUUGGGGAAGAAGACUCAAUCUGGACCAAUGUUUUAGCAUCUCCAAAAGUAUCAACUAAAAAUAACAUUCCUAAAAGCUGGUUGAUGCGAGGAGGAGUGGGAAGAAUGCAUGAUGUUGUUAUGGAACUGCAGAUGAAUAAGGUUCGCUUCCAACAUGAAGUCUAUCCGGAAAAAACCGAACAAGCAUCCAGGCAAGUGCUGAUAAUUCAUGAUGUAGAGAUUCGAGAUCGUCUAGCAUCUUCCAAAAUCAAUAAGUUUCUUUACCAGUAUGCAUCUCAAGCCAUGCCUCGUCAGUCUCAUGCUAACAUGGUCGUCAUCAAAGCCGUUCACAUCAGACCGGAUCCAAAUCUUCUUACACAAGAAUGUUCGUUGAAAGUUUCUCUAAAACCUUUACGACUCAAUGUUGACCAAGAUGCUCUGUUGUUUUUAUAUAACUUUUUUACUGAAGUCUGUGAUAUCUCAUCUGGUAAGGAUACAGUAGAAAGUAAUACUGAGACCUCGACCACACCUCACCAUUCUCCCGUAAUGGGAGUGACUUCGCCAACGUCGUCUGGUCUAACCCCGACAGAACCUGAUCGCUUACUGAUCAUGCUACAGGAAAGAACAGAAGAAACUCAAGAUCUAAUAAGCCCUUUACAAGAGAAUGCUAAUAAUGAUGGCAAGAGCAACAUUUCAAGUAACAAAUCCUUUACGACACCCAUAUUUUUCAGGUCCUUCGAAUUUACUCCAGAUGUUCCUAUUAAAUUAGAUUAUCACGGAAAGCGAGUCGACAUGGAACAGGGUGCAUUAGCUGGUAUAUUAAUGGGACUAGGUCAACUGAAUAAUUCUGAAUUAAAAUUAAAAAGGUUAUCCUACAGACAUGGGCUUCUAGGCAUAGAUAAGUUAUUAGCGUACAUUUUAAACGAAUGGCUUACAGACAUUAGAAGAAAUCAGUUACCUAGUGUAUUAGUUGGUGUUGGUCCAAUGCAUUCUGUAGUUCAGUUAAUACAGGGAAUUAGAGAUCUGUUCUGGUUGCCGAUUGAGCAGUAUCGGAAAGAUGGGCGAAUCGUUCGAGGAAUACAGAGGGGAGCCAAUUCAUUUACGACAUCGACGGCAAUGGCCUGUUUAGAAUUAGCCAAUAGACUCGUUCAAACAAUUCAGGGUGCUGCUGAAUUCACUUAUGACAUGGUGUCUCCAGGUCCAAGUGUCAGGAUAAAAAAUCAGAUUGCGAAUAGAAAAUGGCACUCCAGUUCUCAACCUGCAGACAUCCGUGAAGGAAUGGCAACAGCUUAUCAAGUAGUCAGAGAAGGUUUAGGAGAUACAGCAAGAAAUUUUGUGAAAAUUGCAUCGGAGGAGCACGAGCACAAAGGAGUCUCCGGAGCUGUGGGAGGAGUUCUGAGGCAGAUACCACCGACAGUAGUUAAACCAAUAAUUUUGGCCACAGAAGCCACGUCGACAGUAUUAGGAGGCGUUCGAAAUCAGUUAGUUCCAGAUGCCAGAAGAGAAGCCGUCGAGAAGUGGAGAUGCGAACAGAGACAUUAAUUUUGAUUGCAUUGUAAAGAUGAUUGAGUCCUACUUGUGAUAAUAUAAAUUACAACCACUGACAAAAGGGGACAGGAUAUUUCAAUCACCACUUAUUUCCUCUUUAUUUUUAUAUUUUUAAAACAAAAAGCCAGAGUAUUGGAUCUACAAAUCAUAUAUAUAUAUAUAUAUAUAAUUCUGCUAAGAUAGGGUAAAAAUCUACCAUUCUAAUAGUUGCACAUAUCAAAAUAAAGAAAGAAAACUUAGUUUUCGAACAUAGUCCAUGCGGUAAACGUGUAUAAAUUCUCCUAUUGAUCUUGUCCCAUUUUUCGGAAAAAAUGCAUUGUUAUUGUGAUAAUGUAUUUAUGGUUGUACAGACUGCACGCGAGCAUUUUUUGGAAUAUUUUAAGUGUUUAAAAUUUUAAAGAUUUACGACUGUUGACAUCUGUAUAGAUCUAUAUAUAUCUAUAUAUGUGUGCAAGUAAAGUUUAUAACUGAAAAAUCGGUCAUCGUCGACAAAAGCUUUUCUUUUUCUUUUGUGAUGAGUUUUAUGUUGUUUGAAUUUAGCAAAGUUCCAUAUGGCAUAAGUGUCCUACUACUUAUCAUUUUCUCUGCUCGAAGGAGUCGAUGGUGCGAAUAUUUAUUUCAAGAGACGUAUAAAUGAAACUUGUGCAAUUUUGUGUGCUUAGAGUAAGUGGCUGUAUAUAAGAUAUUUGCAAUAAAACAAAAGCUCGUUUUUUUUCCA
Molecule: messenger RNA, 5394 nt
Organism: Centruroides sculpturatus (bark scorpion)
Lineage: Eukaryota; Metazoa; Arthropoda; Arachnida; Scorpiones; Buthidae
Product: autophagy-related protein 2 homolog B-like
Exons: 33
Coding region: 30-4670 (1546 amino acids)
Biological process (GO): reticulophagy; autophagosome assembly; piecemeal microautophagy of the nucleus
Cellular component (GO): phagophore assembly site; extrinsic component of membrane
Molecular function (GO): phosphatidylinositol-3-phosphate binding
Source: RefSeq, a predicted model, not a curated record